AUGUAUAAAACACAGGGGCCUGGAUACUACUAUUCCAAGUUUUCCCCUUUGAACCCAAAAUACUUGAGCAUUCUGUGCGAGAAUGAUUUACAAGUUGUUGAGAACAAUGGAGAUGACUAUAAACUACUCUAUGUGAAUAGAUUAGGAAGCAGAUUUGAUUCAAUCAGAUGUAUUGAGUGGUCAAAAGAUCCAGCAAACCCACUCACCCUUGCAACUGGAUUCAAGAAUGGUCGAGUCGCUCUGAUCUCAUACACUGAUGAAAAUGGAACACAGAAUAUGGAGAGAAUAGUCUCAGGCUCCAUAGUAAAAGAAUUUGUCCAGAAGAGCUCAAGGUCUUCCAAGAAAUGUAAUGCCCUCGCAUGGAAUGAACAUAAUCCUUCCCUUCUUGCAGCUGGAUAUGACUGGACUGAGAGGAGCAAUUCGAGCAACCAAUACAGUAUAGUCAUUUGGGAUGUCAACAAGGAGACUAAAGCCCAAGAAACUAAUUAUGAUAUCUAUGCACCAUACGUAGGAGAGUCUAAUUUCAAGAAGGAGUACGUCCCUAUCGAUAUUGAUGGUGAGAAGAGAAUCACUAAGAGAAACAAAAUCGAAAUUAUCAAAGAGUGCAAAUAUUCCUUGAGCAAAAAGGAUGAUUCAACAGCCUUGGUCUGGCUCAAUGAUGAAAACUCCAAGCUGCUUAGUGGUACCAAUAAAGGAUCUAUCAAGCUCUUAGAUUUGCUAGGCUCUUCCCAAAAUGAAAUCAAUGCUCACAAGAAAAGAGUGACAUCAAUUAAGCUUUCUCCUUUCAACUCAAAUAUUAUUGCUUCGUGUUGCGAAGAUCAAGUAAGAGUAUUUGAUUUGAGAAAAAUGAAAACUCCAGUGAUCCAAAUCAAUCAUGACGUAAAGGAAAUAGAGUUCUCCAACUACCACUCCUACGUUCUUGCAACAAUUCACAGCAAGAAAGAUGCUAACACAGUAAAAUUUUGGAACAUCAACAAUGCAAUCCAAGAGAAGUUUCAAGAAGAUGAUGCCUCUUGCCUCGAGCUCGAAUAUCCCUUCUCUAUGGAGAAAUGUAAGCAAGAGAUUUCGUCACUCACAUGGCUUCCUAAAGUAGAAGAUGAGGAGCAUAACAAUAAGAACAAGUACCUCGUAGUAGGAGAUGGAGGCACUCUCCUUCAUACCCACACUUAUAGAAACAUCGACUGAAUGCCAGUCAGCUUUUCAUCUCUGAAUGAACUUGCCUUUUCUAAUGGAGACAAGGUCUUCUUUUAUGACUUCAUGAGUCAAAACCUGAAGAAGAUGAAUGAAAAUGUAAGUGCUCAUAAAGACGGAGCAGUCGACAGUGGGGAUUUCUACCCUCCAGACACCAGCCAUGAGGACAUCUCUGACCUUGUCUGUAAAAGAAUUAACCAUGGAUAUGGACUAGAUAUCAACAGAAAUGUAGAAAUAAGCCAGAACUUUUCAUAUCAAGGUAUCCGAGUCGUCUGGAGAUGGCUUCAGACUAUUGAAAGUUUGAUGAAGGGAUCUCAAAAGAAUAUGAUCUCAGUCAAUUUUGAAGAAUAUCAUAAAGGGAUUGCAUACUUGUUUGAGAACCAACCUACCUCUCAAAAUAUCCCAGAGAAUCCAGAAAUUCAGGAAGAAUGACUGAAGUUUAUGGAUACCACAAUUUAUUCAGGCCAAGAUAGGUCGAUGGCAUGUAAAAUGUGAGGGUGGACAGACGUACUUCAAACACACUCUACUAGAGUUUUGAAAUCAACGAUCAAAAGCAAGGUAGAUUCUAUUGGCAAGCAAGAUCCUGUAAGAGCUACCUGAGUGGCUGCUUGUCAUUUUGAUUUCUCUUUAGCAGCAGUAGAGCUCAGUUCCUCUAUUCAAGAAAAUAAAUAUGAUGAGGAGCCAAGUAAUCUUAGUCUUAUGAGGACUGUAUUCAUGAUCUUCAAUGAGAUCCAUAAAAAGAACCAAGUGUUCCAAAAAGGCGAAAAUGAAGAGUUUUAUAAAUCUCUGAAAAACACUAUUUGGAAAAAUGGCUACAAGAUGAGGAAUGAGUAUUUCAAUUGGGUAAUGACCCUCUUCAAUAGUCCCCAUGCUGCCCUUGAAGGGUUCAAGAAGAUAGAUUUCUUGGAUAAAAUAGCAGCUUUUUGUAGAUUCUUUCCUAAGGAUCUUCUUAAAGAAACUAUUUCAAAGCUAAUUGAUAAAGGAAUCAAAGAGGGAAACCUAGAAACAAUUGUCUUAACUGGAUUCCAAGAUAGAUGCCAUGAAGUUCUACAGAGCUAUGUAGAUGUCUAUGGAGAUUUCCAGACACCUGCUCUGAUAGCUUGCUAUUACAUGAAAUAUGUCAAAGAGAAAGACCCAAGAGUUACCAAAUGGAUUAUGGAGUAUAGAAAAUAUCUAAGCAAAAUCAGACUUUGGAAUAUUAGAUGCAAUUUUGAUGUGAAUAGGAUUGCCUUGAUCAAAAAGAGCAAGAACGAUACAGACCAUGAUAGUGAUAUAAAAACCCAGCUUAAAAAGUAUGAGCAUACUAUUUUCUGUCCUCUUCCAAUGUGCGAAACAAAUAUUGGUAUUGCUCACAAUAGUGAGGAAGAAAAGCAUGCUAUCUCUAUUGCUGGUACUUCUGCUUCUAGAGGUAUUCAUAGAGCAGUUGUAAAUCCUUCUGCUCAAUUCUCAAAAACUGUAUCUCAUUGAAAAUGCACAAACCAAAUAAACUGCUCUGUAUGCUCUUUAGCCAUGCAUAGAAUCAACCCUUCAUUCAAAUCAAGUCUCCCCCUCGACCCAAGCAGUGAUGGGUUUCGAAAGAGUCGUUCAGAGUCAUCUAUUUACAACUUCUCCCCUUCAAGUCAGCGAGGAGCGAACUUAAAAGAUUUGAAGUUGAAUUUUACAGAUUGGUUCUCCUGGUGUAACACAUGUAAGCAUGUUGGUCACCUUCAAUGUGUUGAAGAAUGGUUCUCAUAUAACUCAGAAUGCCCAAUCCCAGAUUGCCACUGCCAAUGUAAGCUUCAGUGCCCAAUAUAAAUAUUUUCAAUUAUUUUGUAAAA
Molecule: messenger RNA, 3008 nt
Organism: Moneuplotes crassus
Lineage: Eukaryota; Ciliophora; Spirotrichea; Euplotida; Euplotidae
Source: the annotation of a GenBank genome assembly